CACGCCCACUCAGACACUUUGCGGCCGCUUCCGGUGUCGGCGUGUUAAGGGAAGUCGGGCGGAGCCGAGUGUAGAGUGUAAGGUUCAUCACUUGAGUAAUGGAUCUUCGACAGCUGUUGUUUUGCCUCUCUCUGUGGGUGGCAUGUACUCUGAGCAAGCCCACUGAGAAAAAGGAGCGUGUCCACCAUGACCCUCAGCUAAGUGAGAAAGAGCAUGAUGAUGCCCAAAACUUUGACUAUGACCAUGAUGCCUUUCUUGGAGCUGAAGAGGCAAAAACGUUCGACCAGCUAACUCCUGAAGAAAGCAAGGAGAGAUUGGGAAUCAUUGUAAGUAAAAUAGACUUGGAUAAAGAUGGGUUUGUGACGGAGGGGGAGCUGACUGCGUGGAUCAAGAAGGCGCAAAAGAAGUACAUCUAUGACAACGUGCAGCGCCAGUGGCAUGAGUUUGACAUUAACCAGGAUGGACUUAUAUCAUGGGACGAGUACAGAAACGUCACCUAUGGCACUUACUUGGAUGAUCCCGAUCCAGACAACAGCUUCAACUACAAGCAAAUGAUGAUGAGAGAUGAGAGGCGCUUUAAAAUGGCUGACAAGGAUGGUGAUCUUAUUACCACAAAAGAGGAGUUCACUGCAUUUCUUCACCCAGAGGAGUAUGAUUACAUGAAGGACAUUGUGGUUCUGGAAACCAUGGAAGAUAUAGAUAAAAAUGGAGAUGGAGUCAUAGACCUGGAUGAAUACAUAGGUGAUAUGUAUAACCAUGAUGGGGAUGCUGAUGAACCAGAGUGGGUGAAAACAGAGAGGGAACAGUUUGUGGAGUUCAGAGACAAGAACCGUGAUGGUAAAAUGGACAAAGAAGAGACCAAGGAUUGGAUCCUCCCCUCUGACUAUGACCAUGCAGAAGCUGAAGCACGUCAUCUUGUUUAUGAGUCUGACCAAAACAAGGAUGGCAAGCUGACACGAGAGGAAAUUGUAGAUAAAUAUGAUUUAUUUGUCGGCAGCCAAGCUACAGAUUUUGGAGAGGCGCUCGUUCGACAUGAUGAAUUCUGAGGAUGAAGGGGAACCCAGCCAUUGUUCCAGUAACUCAUAAUCCCCUCUUCCAUGCUUGAAAAGAGUGGGAGAUGCAACAUUUUAACUCAGAACAAAAGUAAUUUAUUGCAAACAGACUUCCCAAUCCAAGAGAGUCAAGACUACAAACAUUUGUUUUUUGUAAAUGUGAUGCCACAGCAUUUUCUCCAGAAUCCUGCCCACCGUCGCACUCUUGCUCAGUUUAGUGAUAUUUUCACACACAAAAAACUGGUAAUUCUUUUCAAAAUGCACUUUACAGUGCUGGUAUCAUUGCAGUAUGUAUUCUGGAAAGGUCAGCGUUGACUCCCGUACACAGCAAGGCUGUGUCUCAUGAGGCUAAUUUGAAUGCUGUUGUGUUUGUCCCUGCUCUCCGUCUUCCAGUAAUCCCAUGUUAAUUGUGUACCUUGGUAAAUUUUGGAGAAAUGUGUACAAUUUAUUUUAAACAAUAAAUUAGUGAUGGGUCUCCUUUGACCUGUUGAAGAAACAGGUUGUUUUGUAAUUAAAUGUCCAUAAUUGUUUGAGGCCUUCAGAUUGCCUUAUCUAUAAAUAUACUCCUUUCUGUGUAUUCCUCAAGUUGUACUGAAUGGGGUAAUCUGAUAGACUGUUUUCUCGGGGGAAGAGUGAUGAAUUCCAGGUCAAUUUGCUGCCUAUUUCUACAUCUAGUAUUUUAUUGAAUGAUGUCAAUGUAAUCUUUAAGUAAUAGCCUAAUAGCUCAGUAUUGUCACCUACUUCCACAAAGCUUUACAACUCUUUGCAUUUAUAAGUUUCCGGUAUAAACAAGGUGCCAUCAUCAAAUUUUACAUUUUAUAAGCCUGAUUUCAGGUUGUGGACCUUUUUCAUCCUGAUUGCACAUUGUUUAUACAUGCUGCAUAAGGCGUUAUGCAGUGUAGGGCUAGUUGAAUAGAGGAGGGCUUUAAUCCUUUUAUAUAUUUUUUCUUAGGCUCUAUGUUGAUAGAAGAAAUGUUAAUCAUGUUUAUAUAUAACCUGAUGUUGGUGUAAGACAUCUAUUAUCAUAUCCUCCACUUGACCUAAUUCCUUAAACAGCAUUUUUACGAAAUAUGUAAUGCCUCAUAGGCCAGUAUGUGUUAAUGUAUGAUGAAGGAGCCAGAUAGCAUUCCUGCCUUUGAUUUGAGCGUCAUUUUAAAAAUUAUGUACAUUAAUUUUUUCUCAUUAUUUAGCACAAUGCUUUAAUAUAAUCAUGUUUAACACGGGUGUAUAGUUUGUACAAGUGAUUACCCUUUAAUAUAUAAGAAGAAUCGUUGUAUAAUGGUAAACCAGGUGCUUCAACAAAUACUUGCUAACAUCAAUGCUGUGAGCCACAUAGGUAAACUUAAUUUCUCCUUUUACACUGGGUAACAUAUGCAUGUGAUCAUGGUACACUGCAGUGGCUAAUAUUUUAGAAUACACCACAUGUUUUUUUUUGUUGUUUUUUUUUGUGCCUUUUUCGUCUGUAGAUAUUGACAGACUUAUGGAAAGAUACUGAGGUUAUUUCCAAGCUGUUUUAUACACAACAUUAUGGGUUUUAUGUGCUCUUCUUAACAAUACCUGAAUUAUUCUGUUAUAGGUAGAUGAGUUAUUUUAAUGAGAUGAAAGUUCUUGAUAUUAUUGGCUUAAUCACCCCACACAUAAAAAAAUAUCUGUGUGGUACGGUCCAUUUUAAAUGUAGCUAUAAACCCAACUGUUAACCACCAUGGCAUCUAGUUUUAUAUUGUGUGAAUCCUUCUGAUAUACAGUAUGCAUAUGGUUUUGUGCUUUUUUUUUUUUCUCCCUGUGUAAAUGUUGUCCGUCCUUAAGUGAAAAUUUUGUUCACACUACAUUUUAACGAACAAGUACAAUUGUUUAUGUAUAAAAAAAAAUCAGUUGAGCAGUCGUCAUUUGUUUUUCUAUACAUUUUGAAAACCAGAAUGCCAUCAGAAUAUUGAUAUAAAAUGUACCAGGAACACUUUGCAUGUUAAAAUUCUUAAGCUGCAGCCCAAUAAUUCUAAAAGGAACAUUAUUUUGAAUGUUCAAAGGGAUUGUAUUUUUUUUCUGACCAUUUCUCGGGAUAAAAAUCAUUGAGAUAAAGUGAGAACUACAAUAUUCUAGGCACAAGGCCAAAAUGCUAUAGAGUAACUCCUCAUUCAUCUGAACUAUCAAGUGAGCUAUGAGUAUACUUGGACAUCAGUUCCGUGUUUACCUUUGCUGCUGAACCUAAAGGGACAUUAUAGGCACCCAGACCACUUCAGCUCAUUGAAGUGGUCUGGAUGCAUUGUUCGUGUCUGACUUAGUCCCGCAAUGUAAAUCAUUGCAGUUUUUAUGAGAAACUGCAAUAAUUACAUUGCAGGACAAAGACUGGCGACAGCCACUAGAUUCACUUCCUGUUUGCUAGGUGAAUUCUUUUUUUUUUAAUCACCUAAUUGAUGCUACAUGUCCA
This is a messenger RNA of Pelobates fuscus (common spadefoot toad), 3477 nucleotides long. RefSeq names its product calumenin (gene CALU). The transcript is spliced from 7 exons. NCBI's taxonomy places the organism in Eukaryota, Metazoa, Chordata, Amphibia, Anura, Pelobatidae. The record is from RefSeq and is a predicted model, not a curated record. Gene Ontology annotation, molecular function: calcium ion binding. The coding region runs from base 99 to 1046 and encodes 315 amino acids. Gene Ontology annotation, cellular component: endoplasmic reticulum.